Symbiodinium sp. CCMP2456 is the source of this 1736-nucleotide messenger RNA. NCBI's taxonomy places the organism in Eukaryota, Dinophyceae, Suessiales, Symbiodiniaceae. The record is from the annotation of a GenBank genome assembly.
GCCGUAAGCUUGUGGCCAAGUCGGUCCUGCUCCCGGUAAUAGAGGAGGAGGUGGAGACGACUGCAAAGCGGCGAAUUCGUUUUAUGUCCUGGAACGUGGGAGGACUAUCGGAGGUAUUUUUUGCGGAGCUGCAGCAAUGGCUACAGCUUGAGAGACAGAAGGACAUCAGCAUCAUCAUACUGCAAGAGACACACUGGAAUUUCAGUGGAGGCUGGUCUACGACCAACUGGCAUUUUUGCCAUUCAACAACGGGCAGGAAAGGAAGCGGGGGCAUCAUGGUUGGUGUUCGGACAGAUGUUGUGGACAUGCAUGGCAUCAGGUGGUAUGAAGCUGAUCCAGGAAGACUCCUACAGGUACGAUUCUUCUUGGACAAACAACAAAUAGAUGUCCUGGGAUUUUACCAGUAUGCGUUUCUUCAGAAGGUCGCAGAUCGUGAGAACCAGGUUAGUGGAUAUGGCCUAUUGCACAGAGAUCUGUCGGAGAAAGAACGCGCGGACCAGGACCAUCUGAUGCGGAUACUGCAACGACAUAAGCUCAAGGCGUUGAACACGUGGAGCAGGAAGUCCACCGCUGCCACAUAUGUUCAUGCAAAGGGAGGUAGCCAGAUCGACUUCGUGUGCUCCCGCCAAUCAGUUGCGGACGGAGAGGCAAAGCGGGCGAGGCCGGUGGACACAUACAUGGCCGGCUGGAGGGUUACAGGGCACAAGCCGGUAGUAGCCUCCAAUCCCCAUCGCUGGACUCCGUGGAAGCAGCCAAAGAGGCAGGACAACAAUGUCUUGAAGGAUUUAGGCGACAACGCGCCACUGCUACGGUACUGUCAAGAGAACCAGCCGUGUAAUGUCAAGCAGCUGCGGGAGGCCGUACAAAGAGCUGGUGGCAUAGCACCGACGAAGGCCAAGAAGCCGGAGCUUGCUCCAGUGGACGACUCGAUCAGCGGAUGCUGGAAGCUGCGUCGCAAACUACACAUUGCUCAGACGUUGCUUGGUGCGGGUUUCAUCUUUGUUUUUCGGUACUUCAGACUUCGGCUCGCUUAUAACAGGGCGCAUAGAAAUCUCAAGAAAGCGCUACGUGCUCGAAAGCGGCAGCGCACCCUGGAACUGCUGUCGCAAGCCGAGACGGCAGCCAGUAAGAAUGAUGUCAGGGGAUGGUAUGGCAUCGUCAAUUUACUGUGUCCAAACAAGAAUGCGCAGCGCAUCAGGCUAAGGGAUAAGGAUGGCAACUUGAUGUGUGGAGCCGAUGAGUGUCGUGAGCUAGCACAGUACGCGAGGGAACUCUUCAUGGCGCCGGAGUACCCGAAGCUGCAGCUGCUACCAAUCGCGGCAGAGGAGAUGUGCAUUGAGCGCUGGCGGCGUGCAGCAAGGAAGCUGCAAGCUGAGAAGGCGGCACCCAACAACUCCCCCCCGCUUCGGAACUGGAAACAGCAUAGUGAGCCUGUUGUCACCAUUCUCCAAAAGCUGGCUUCUGGCAGUCUGUGUUGUGAGGAACCAGUCAUACCAACGGAAUGGACGGAGGUACAGCUGGCGUGGCUGGCAAAGCCGCGGAAGAGCCCGAGUACGCCGGCAAAUCUGAGGACGGUGGGUCUGAUGGCAGGGGACACCAAGAUGUUCAUGAUGGUUCUGAAAGAUGCUAUUUCAGAAAGGGUCAUGCAGGGAUUGUGGGACAUUCCCCAAUUUGCGUACCGCAAGUUCUCCAGCACGAUUGAUGCUUUGCUCAGGGGCAGUCUACACUGCGAGCAG